CGAGUCGGACGGGAACCCCAGCACAGAGGACGAGUUGAGCCGGGGGCCAGAGGAGACUGAGCUGGCCGUGGGGACGCCGGCCGUGCCGGAUGGGGCCGUCGCCGCCGGGAACCUCUUCUUGCCGGCACCCGCCGGGGCCUGCUCCGGGGCCUCGUCCAUCCUGCUCAACGGCAACUUCAUCACUGCGGCCGGCCCACAGGCCAUGCUGCUGAACGGCGGCUCCGUGCUCCAGGCGUCGGGCGGCGUGCUCAUUAACGGGCUGGCGCUGGGCGACAGCCAGACCAUCACCCUGAGCCCUGUGGCAUCCACCCCGCCCGUGCUCCUCAACGGCACCGCCCUGGGCGGGGCCAAGACCCCGCCUGGCGCCGGCCUGGAGUCACCACCGGCCUCCUCGGCCAGGCCUGACAUCAAGGCGGAAGCCGGGGAGGCGCUGCCCUCCGUGGUGUUCGGCCCGGGCGCCGUGGAGGUGAAGACGGAGGAGAGCCAGGCCGUCAGGACCCUGUCCGAGGUGCCCACGCUCCUUCCCCUGCCCCCGGCCGCGUCCGACCCGAAGGGGGCGCUGCUUCCCGCUCCGGCCGGCUCAGUGCCCCAGGUGGUGCCGUCGGGCGAGGAAGCCCCCUGCCCGGCCCCGGCGCUCCCCCAGCCGGUGGCCUCUGGCUCUCAGAUUGUCCCCCUCUCCCAAGUGGUGCCCGGUUCUCAGCCCGGCCAGGCCCUGCCCGUGACGUCCCCUCCCCCGGCUGCCGCCUCGCUCCUCCAGGGCUCUCCCCUGCUGUCCUUCCCUGCCCUCACCUCGCCCAUCCCGGGGUCAGCUCAGGCCGCCCCGGUGCCCGCCGUGGUCCACGUCCCCGCCCCGCCCCUGAUCCCCAUCUCCCAGGUCUCACCCCCCUCCCAGGUAGUGCCCCUGUCCCAGCCGGCCCCAGGCACCCCGGUGCUGUCCCCUCCCCAGAUGGUGCCGCUCUCACCCACCCAGGUCUACUCGGUGCCCCAGGGGGCCCCCGCUCCGCAGCUGGUGUCGGUGCCCCAGGGCUCCCAGCUCAUCUCGCUCCCGCAAGUGGUGCCCACGUCGCAGGUGGUGACGCUGCAGCAGGGGGUGGGGCCGAUCCAGAUCCUAGCCAGCGCCACCCCGCUCAAGGUGGGGGCUCCGCCGGCGGCCAGCGGGACCGUGGGGCAGAGCAACGUGCACCUCAUCAACGCCAACAUGGGUGUGACCACGCUGCAGCUGCCCGCCGGCGCACCAGGGAACUUCCUCCUGACGAACCCAGUGCCGGGCGGCGGCACCAUCCUCACCGGCAUGACGCUCCAGCAGGGCAAACUCAUCCUGACCGCCACCUUCCCGGCCACCAUGCUCAUGUCCCCGGUGCUCUCCGCUCCCGCCAGCAGCCUGGCCCUGCCCAUCAAGCAAGAAACGGCGCCUCUAACAGGCACCAGCGCCCCCGUCCCGGGGCCCAUGAACUCCGAGGGCGCCGGGGCGGGCCAGCCGGCCUUGGCUUUCGGGGACGGUGUAGCCGGCCGUCAGCCUGGCGUCCUCUCGAACUUCCCCCAGGAGGGCCUGGUGCUGUCCCCGCUGCCUCAGCCGGCAGCGUGGCCCGGCUCAGCGGGCAUGGAGAUGCAAGCGGCUGGCACCGAGGGGCUCUUCGAGAUGGAGAAGGGGGCGGUGGAGGUGCUGGACGGCACGGAGCCGAGUGGCCUUCUGCUGCCUGAGGGCGAGGGGCUACUGCUGGGCAGCUCAGGCUGCGACCCCCUGGAUCCCGAGGGCCUCGACUCAGAUGAGAAGGUGCUGACCCAGCUGCAGUCGGUGCCGGUGGAGGAGCCCCUGGACUUAAGGAGCAAAUCCUGCUGCGUGAUUCCAGCGUGCCUGGGACCGUCACCCCGGGGCGCCUCGCCCCACCAGUAUUUAAUGGUCUCACUGUUUUUUGAAUCGCUCUUCCAGCAGGAGGAUAAACACCCCACGAGCUGAACCUUUUAUAUUAAAAAAUAAAGUGCAUUUAACUUUUGUAAACCUUCACUACGUCGGAGCGGUGGCCGCUCCUGCCUUGGCCAGCUGAGGCCGCGUUUCCCGCCAACCUGGUGGGGUUUGUUAGAGGGGGUACGUUGGACUGGUCGAAGGCUUGGGCUCCCCGAAAUCACACUACAAAGCUACUGGAGAGCCGUGUUGGUACGGGGUCCUCUCCACACAGGAUGCCUGCGUUCCAGAUCUACCACAGAACAGGAUCCCGCCCCCUGUGGAACAAUCAGGUUCUAGAUCUGCAGCAGAAUGGGACCCCAUGUCCCAGACCCACACCAGAUCAGAUCCCAGCCUGAUGGAGUAAUCAGGUUCUAAAUCGGUGCCAGACUGGGAUUUCUGCUCCAUGGAGUAACUGGGUUCUGGAUCCACGGUGGAGUGGGAUCUGUCUGCCACCAUGAAGCUGUUGGGUUCUAGAUACACAUCAGAAGGGGAUCCCUGCCCCACGGAGUGCCAGAUUCUAGACCUACAUUGGGAUAGACGCUUUCCCCCGCCAUGGAGCUACUGGAUUCUAGAUCCAUGUCUCGAUGGGAACCCUGCCUCGUGGAGUAGUCAGUUUCUUGAUCCAUGGCAAUAUGGGAUCCUCCCCAAGGAGGUUCUAGAGCCACACUGGAACUGGAGCCUCGACAGUGCAACUGGAACCACAUCAGGAUGGGUUCCCACCCCAUGGAGCUUCCAGGGUUCUAGAUCAUCUGACUGGACCCCAGCCUCAUGGAGCUUCCAGGUUCUAGAUCCACACCGGGAUGGGUUCCCACCCCUUGGAGCAGCUGGCUUCUCUUGGACCCACCUCAGAACAAGCUGCUCUUUGUGGUUUUUCAGUCUUCGUCAUCUUCUGGGACCAGCUCCCCUGUCGUC
Messenger RNA from Trachemys scripta elegans, 2857 nucleotides. RefSeq names its product SIX homeobox 5 (gene SIX5). Gene Ontology annotation, molecular function: RNA polymerase II cis-regulatory region sequence-specific DNA binding; DNA-binding transcription factor activity, RNA polymerase II-specific. NCBI's taxonomy places the organism in Eukaryota, Metazoa, Chordata, Testudines, Emydidae. Gene Ontology annotation, biological process: regulation of transcription by RNA polymerase II. The record is from RefSeq and is a predicted model, not a curated record. Gene Ontology annotation, cellular component: nucleus; transcription regulator complex.